This is a messenger RNA of Pantherophis guttatus, 6923 nucleotides long. It is a transcript of the gene RUFY1, whose product is annotated as RUN and FYVE domain containing 1. Gene Ontology annotation, cellular component: cytoplasm; intracellular membrane-bounded organelle. Gene Ontology annotation, biological process: regulation of endocytosis; protein transport. NCBI's taxonomy places the organism in Eukaryota, Metazoa, Chordata, Lepidosauria, Squamata, Colubridae. Gene Ontology annotation, molecular function: metal ion binding. The record is from RefSeq and is a predicted model, not a curated record.
UAUGUUUAUUGCUUGUCUUUGGUAAUGGUGGUGUGGGGUGUAAAUCGAGUAAGUGGCUUUUCUCACCGUAGAGGAGGGGCUGGGGUAAAGAAAACUUUCAGGGCGAGUUGACUUUCAGGGUCCGACUAAGAAUGUAUUCUAGAGAAAUGCAGUUUCUAGAAGAAAUGCCCAGGUCUUGGCUCUGGGAAUCAUUUUUCCUUGGAUCUGGAGCUUUUCCUUGUAUUCUAUCUUCAUUUUGUUAAGUUUUCUGCACAUGCCUGGAAAUGAUCUUCACAUGUUGAAGGUCGAAUCUAUAAAAAUAGAUUCAGUGGCAAAUUCUAGAAAACAUUUCUAGUUAUUUCUAGAUAUUUCUAAUACAGCUUAUUGUGAAUUGAUCCUUGAAUGCUGGACAAAAAGGUAGGGAUUCUCUGUUUUAUACUCAUCUUUUUUUCCCCCCUGGAUAACAUGACUUGGGCUUGUUUUCUUUAUAUGACAGUACAAUUCUAUAGUACAGUUCUACUUGAAUUAAAAUACCAAAAGAAAACACUUCUGUGUAUAAAUUGGCAAUUUAUAUUUAUUUGCUAAAUGUUGAAGCCUAUCAAAUUAUAAAUAACGCUGGGAAAUAUAUAUUGUAAAUUACAUUGUGUCUAGGCUUACAUAUCACAGUACAUUUCCAAAGAGAAAUUUUUAAUAUACAAACUUAAAUAAACUGAAAAGGAAUAAAGUAUGAGUUACUAAUGGAAGAGACAAAACAUGGUGCUUAAGAAGAUAUGGUUUAGCUUAGGCCCUGCACUUUAGGAUAUAAUCAUUAGAUUGUGCAGUGAUUCAGAUUCAAAGGGAUUAUUUACAGCAGGGGUGUCAAACUCGCAGCGUCACAUGACAUAUUGGGACUCUUUCCCACUUCGCUAAACCAGGCGGGGGUGGAGCUAGCACAUGACGCCAUCCGGCCGCCGCGAGUUUGACACCCCUGUUUUAGAGUAUGUCAGCCUCCUUAAGUCAAAUACAACUUUCAUGGGAUAAAUCCCAGGGACCCUAGGAAAAGGUACAGCUUCUUUAAAAGGUGUUGGGUGCAACAUGAACACCCCCACACAUUUUCAAAUCAAAUUCUCCUUCAAAUGUAUAUUGCUGCACAGCCCUAAUCUCUCCAUCUGGAAAAAUAGCAGUCUGGUCAAAAGUGCUCAGUCUUAGAUUUCUACUUUCAUGGAGGAAGAUACAUUGUGUUUAUUAAGACUCCCAUGUAAGCAUUAUUUAGAGACAGUUGGGUGUAGUAGUUAAGGCAACUGGAUAGAAACCAAGAGACCAUGAGUUUUAGUCCUGCCCAAGGCAUGAAACCAUCUGGUUGAAGCCAGUCACUUUCUCUCAGCCCUAGGAAGGAGAUUAUGGCAAAGCAAUUCUGAAAAUCUUUGCCAAGAAUAUUGCAGGGACUUGUGGCAGUCCUAAGAAUCUGAUGUGUUUGAUUGGAAGAAAAAAAAAGGUUUAUUUGCUUCACAAUAAAUAAUGUGUUAACAAUAAUUAACUUCAAAAAUAAAUUUGAUAAAACUGAUUACCUACAAGAAUUUUAGUAUUGUCCUAUCAAUGCAAAUUUUCUAGUGAAAUGAUUAUAUAAAUAUAUUUCUAGUCCUAAAGGCAUGAGUAGAAUGAAUUAAUUCCAUGUAUAAAUUAUGUGGCAGAAAUAAAGCAUGUUAAUGAUGCAGAGAAAUCAGUUGAAUAGAAUGUAAAUUCAUAUACAUAUAUUCAUCAGAAUCUGAGGAUUAAAGUAGUAUACAAUAGAGUAUGUCAGAAGUACUAGUACUUACCAAGAUUUAAUGGGUAUUAAUGAUUUUAAGUGCAUAUGUAUGAAGCAUAUCCUAAUUCCUGGAACAUUAAACUAUAAAGUUGUCAUCCCAAUGAAAAGUAAUGUACUUUUUUUAUAAUAAAAAAAGCACAUCAAGGGUUUGAGAAAAAAUGUAAAUAUAUUAAUAAAUUCAACUUUAUCAAGGGAAUCAUAAUUCUUUAAUUUCAAUUCAAAAAAUUUACUUUGAGAUAAAAAUAUAAUACAACUAAAAUGUUUUAUUCUUCAUACUUCAGUCAGAAAAAAAUAUUCUUUCAAUAAUUUUCUUCUAAACAUUGCUACUUUCUUAUUUAUAAUUUAAUCCUUUAUCACGUCAUCCUAUUUUAUAAUUAUGCUUUCCAAUAAUAGGAAAUACUGAACAACAGAUUAUUGUAUUUAUACUUUAGCAAAUAUGCAGUUGAAUGUAUUGGAUUACACUAAUACCUUAUUUUGGUAUUGUUCUUAUGUCUAAAUUUGCAGGAUAUCUUGCAUUAACUGAUUUAUGGAUUUGGGGAAAAUUCGUAUUAACAAUGGUAGCUAAAUCAUAGUUUAUUCAGUUAAGCCAGUGUUCUGGUUUUGAAUGAGACAUUAAGUUAUAAGCUGAUUCCCUUCCCCCUAAGCUGGGUUCAUAUAACAUACAUUAUUAGACUAACUAAUUAGAAUGUUUUGUCUUGAAGAACCAGUUUGGUAUAGUGGUUUAAGAUACCAAGCUAAAAAGGAGUCCAAGUCCUGCCUUAUGCACAAAGUCAGCUGGGUAUCCUUGGGCCAAUCACUCUUUCUCAGACCUAGGAAGCAUACAAUAGAAAACCGCUUCCCAAAAAAUCUUCCCAAGUAAACUGCAGAUAGCUAGAAUCAAGAUUGACUAAAAGGCAAAAGAAAAAAAAAUUAUCAGGAAGAGUUUAUUUUCACCAAAUAGUAUUGUAUUCAAAGAACUUCACAUUUAUCAGAAAUAGAAAAAUGUUUUCAAGUAAGAGAAAACAAGAUAUGCAAAAAAUAUAUACUACAUCUCAAAUUCAUAUUUUUUAAAAUUGAGUAACCUCUCUGAAAUAGGUUCUUGGUGGAGAAUAUGGUUUAAAAGACUGAGUCAUUACUUUAUAAUCAGCCACAUUUUAAGAAAAUACUCAGCAAGUUUUAAUACAUUAAGAUUGAUAUGCUGUGCACAAUGAUGCAUAAACUCCAGCAAUGAAAAUUGCUUCUAAACAAAGCAGCAACUACACCCAUACUCUAGAAUAAACUAUAUUAAAGUGACGAUUUAGCAUAACAUCAUGCUACAAAUAUUUUUAGGAUUAAAUCUGAAGUAUAUAUUCAAAUUCCUCCUGGAAAAACGGAUCAUCUCCCUGCACAUCCAUCACGUCUGUUUUAGAGGUUUUAUGUAUUUUAUUUAAAGUUUUAAAAGUAACACAUGACCUUUUAUAGAUAAGCUUUUAACAGAUAGGCUUUUAAAGAUAAGACUUUUAACAAUUUCAGAAAGCUUGCAAGCUUCUAAAAUCAAAUUUCUGAUUUCUGCUCACCUUUCAGUUUGUCCACUGCACAAUCCACAUGCGUACCAAUACACUUGGUGCAUCAUAUAACUGACAGAAAUGGUACUUCUCACUCAUAUGUUAUCAUUCUGGCUAUACAGUCUGGCAGGAAAAAUAAAUCGAUAGCUGUAUCCCAGCCACAGAUUAUAGGCAAAAAUCAAAACAUCAUUGCCACCGUAGGUUCUGUCUACGAUGUCUUACAGCUAUUAUUGUAGUCCAAGGUGGUCACAUUCGCCCAUGAGUCGUGCUUGUGAAACGAAUAGUGCUUGUGAAGUGCUUUAAUUUAGGCUGCUCAGGGUACUUAUGUUGUAUUAAAUCAGGUUUUUUUUAAAAAAAAUUGGCAACUUUAAAACAUAUGGACUUCAACCCCCAGAAUUCCCCAGCCAGCAUGCUAACCUAGUUAGAGAGAUGGUUCAUUUUCAGAAAAAGGAGUGGGGGAGUAUAAGCAAUCCUGCAAGACACAGCGCAAAUAAUGGAGCGAAGUCCCACUAGUCUAGGGGAAGGAGGGGGGGGGACUCUCCUCCCAGCCUGUCUUAGGUAGAGGCCGGCGAGAGGUCCGUCAGAUAUGCUUUACUUUGUAUUGAGCAGGAGGUGGCACAGAAUGGCCCCUUCCAACUGUGAUUCCGAGAUCCUUAAAAUUGGGGAAGCAGAACUGAACUCCAUUUAGAAAAUGGAUUUUAAAACGUUCCGUUUUCCCAGGAAAAGGGAAGCGACUCUUAAUGGGAAUAGAAGCUAAAGCCCGCCGCUCAUUGCACCACCCGCCCCCAGCGGUCGCGUGGGGAGAAAGCCUAAAAAGCGACAACCCCCAGAAGCAGGAACAACUAAAAUGGCGCCUCCGCUUUCUUGUUUAUAAUGGCUCGGGUGUUUGUUGAGCCAAUUUGCCUCUGUGUCCAAUGAGAAGCGAGUUUGGGGAGGGGGGGUGAGAAUGUGAACAUUUUUCUCCCCUGUCAAAACAUAAGAAGGCAAACGAGAGAGCAUGGCCAAUCCGGGCCCUUGGAAUGGUUGAUGCAGAGUUGUAAUUGGCUCGCUGAAAGGGUAUAAGAGAGUCGGUGUGUUUUGUCCAAUGAGAGGCCUCUCUUUGAACGUGGAGGGGGUGGGGAGUGUUGCUCGGGUAAAGUAGGUGCAGGUGAGAAGCCAGUGGGGGUGGGGGAGGUGGAAGGAAAUGACAGUUUUGCCUGUGGGAAGGCUGGAGUAUACACGUGAUCCACUCCGGGAGGUGGAGACGGGGAUUCGCCGCCGGGGAAGCUUUUCAGGACUGAGUAGCCCGUUGUACGUCUCAGCCAGAUCCCACACAAUGGAAGAGCGUUCCAAUCUUGUGAAUAUGAUGAAAUUGAGCAUUAAAAUCUUAAUCCAGUCAGCUUUGAGUUUGGGGAGGACUCUUGAUUCUGACUUCCCUCCUCUGCAGCAGUUCUUUAUUGUUUUAGAACAUUGUCUCAAGCAUGGACUUAAAGCUAAGAAGAGUUUUAUUGGGCAGAACAAAUCAUUUUUGGGGCCUUUAGAAUUAGUGGAGAAACUUUGUCCAGAGGCAUCAGAUUUAGCAACAAGUGUCAGAAAUCUGCCAGAAUUAAAGACUCCAAUCGGAAGAGGCAGAGCUUGGCUUUAUCUUGCCGUGAUGCAAAAGAAACUGGCAGACUACUUGAAAGUACUCUUGGACCACAAGUGUCUCUUGAGUGAAUAUUACGAGCCUGAUGCCUUGAUGAUGGAAGAAGAAGGAGCUGUGAUUGUGGGCCUUUUAGUGGGACUAAAUGUCAUUGAUGCAAAUCUCUGUUUAAAAGGCGAAGACUUGGAUUCCCAGGUAGCAGUGAUUGAUUUUUCUCUGUACCUUAAGGAUACACAGUGCAUUGAUAAUGACAAAGGAGAUGAAGGAAUUACUGCUGUGCUUGACCAGAAACAUUAUGUAGAAGAACUUAAUCGACAUUUAAGUUGCACUGUUGGAGAUCUUCAGAGCAAGAUAGAGUGCUUAGAGAAAACGAAUUCCAAGCUCCAGGAAGAGCUAUCAGCAGCAACAGAUCGAAUCAAAGCUCUUCAGGGAGAACAACAGGACCUGAAACAGGAAAAUGAAUUAAUUCGUGAACGCAGUGAAAAGUAUGCUGAGGUAACUAAACUGGACACCAAAGUGGAACUGGAAACUUAUAAACAAUCACGACAAGGCCUAGAUGAAAUGUACAGUGAUGUCUGGAAGCAAUUAAAAGAGGAGAAAAGAAUUCGAAUGGAGUUGGAAAAAGAAUUGGAGCUUCAGAUUGCAAUGAAAACAGAGAUGGAAAUUGCCAUGAAACUUCUAGAGAAAGAUACACAUGAAAAACAAGAUACCUUGGUUGCUCUUCGCCAGCAGUUGGAGGAAGUUAAGGCUAUCAAUUUGCAGAUGUUCAAUAAAUCUCAGAGUGCAGAGAGUUCUUUACAACAGAAAAAAGAAGCAAUAUCAUCCUUUGAAGGCAAAACAGAUCAAAUGAUGUCUUCUGUGAAACAAUUGGAGGACAGACUGCAGCAUGCAGACAAGGCCAAGAAGCUUGCAGAAGAGAAAAAUGUCAAAUUGAAACAAGAAUUGGGGAGCAAAAUUGAGGCUCUGAAGCAGCAACUACUCCAACUGGAUAACAACUGUUCAGUUAUUGAAAGAGAGUUAAAAUCUGAGAAAGAACAGCGACAGAAUCUGCAGCGAGAGUUACACCAUGAGAAAGACACGACAGCUUUGCUGAAAGCUGAACUGCAGCAAGUAGAAGGUUUGAAAAAAGAAUUGCGAAAACUGCAGGAAGAGAAGCAACAGCUAGAAAAGAUAUGUGAAGAACAAGAACAAGCCCUUCAAGAAAUGGGGCUUCAUCUAAGCCAAUCAAAACUUAAGAUGGAAGAUAUUAAAGAAGUAAAUAAAGCAUUAAAGGGCCAUGCAUGGCUAAAAGAUGAUGAAGCAACCAACUGUAAGCAGUGUGAGAAAGAGUUCUCCAUUUCAAGAAGAAAGCACCAUUGUCGAAACUGUGGCCACAUCUUUUGUAACACCUGUUCAGGCAACGAACUUGCACUUCCAUCAUAUCCAAAGCCCGUACGAGUUUGUGAUACCUGCCAUACGUUACUGCUUCAGAGGUGUUCAUCAAAUUCUUCCUAAAAUCUAUAUUCCAGAAUGUUAAGACCAGGGAAUGAACCUAACAUGAAAUAGUUUUUUAAUAUUCUAAAUUCCAUUAACAUAUAUGGCACUGUAUAUUGUAUUCAAACAGGAAAAGAUUUAAUUUAUAAAAAUGGGAUACCAAAAUCAUGGAAACUAUUUUUUAUAGAUUAAGUGCCAGCAAAAUGUCAUAUUCAAAAAUACACUAUUUCAGAUGCACACACUUGUUAUUUUUAAGCUCAAAAAUCUAUUGUUUGAAUGUUAACUUUAUACUUCAGGUUUAUAGAUUUGCUCUAAAACAAAUUGAUUUUCUGAACACUUCAUGGAUCUAUCUUCUGUAACAGUUGACUAAAAUUUCUGUUGAUCUGUAUAUAGUAAAAAAAUGAAAAUGUUAUCUUAAAUCUAUGGAAGCAUUUUUAAAGAAUGUAUGCUUGGAUGUGCCUUCUAAAUCUUUCAAAAGUGAACAGAAUAACAUACUGUAAGUUAUCUGUGAUUACGCAAUAAAGUUGAUCCAUACUUGUUA